Thamnophis elegans (Western terrestrial garter snake) is the source of this 2653-nucleotide messenger RNA. RefSeq names its product adhesion G-protein coupled receptor G1-like. Gene Ontology annotation, biological process: adenylate cyclase-activating G protein-coupled receptor signaling pathway; cell surface receptor signaling pathway. Gene Ontology annotation, cellular component: membrane. Lineage: Eukaryota; Metazoa; Chordata; Lepidosauria; Squamata; Natricidae. The transcript is spliced from 15 exons. Gene Ontology annotation, molecular function: heparin binding; G protein-coupled receptor activity. Bases 278 to 2347 code for a protein of 689 amino acids. The record is from RefSeq and is a predicted model, not a curated record.
CCAGCCCGACGGGCAACCAGCGAGGAGCGAGCAGCGCCGCCGCCCCUGCAAAACCGAGCCCAAGCCGAGCCGAGCGCCAGGCGGAGUGGACCUUCCUUGCUCGCGGGGCGCUUCUCCAGCGAAGCUACUCGUGACUCACAAAACCCAGAGGAAGGAGGCGCCUUCUGAAGCAGAAACACCAUGAUGGGAUUUUAAUUCCAGAUGCUCCCAGAAGACCCAUGUUUUCGAGAAGAGUGUUUUGCAGAAGAUCACAGUUGCCACGUUAAGCCUUUGCUAGAUGCCUCAACGCCAGACCAGAUCUCCCAGGAUGCUCUUCUACCUUCUUUCUGCCUUUUUCCAGCUCCAAGGUGUGCAUGGGAUGGGCAGCCACAAAGAGGACUUCCGCUUCUGUGCUGAGCGAAGACAAACGGUUGGAGGCCACAUUCGUUAUGACACUCAGCAGGAUGCUAUCACUAUCUCCAAUGGUGCCGACGGACUUAAUAUCAGUGCCCCGUUCCCACCGGGACCUCAGCAAUCCUGGGCCUUGCCUUCACAUUUGGGGACUUACCGCUUCUGCGUUUAUUGGUUUCAGGAUGACCAUCUGUUCAAUCUUACCUAUGGCAUCACUCAUUCCUACCAGCUGAGUAACCAAGCCAAUUAUUCAUUCUCCUCUCUAAAUUUCAACUACAAAGGGAGCAAAGAUGGGCCUGAUUUACUCAACAAUAUCUCCUACGCCUUCAACAAUGGCUUUGACAAUCGCUCCCUUCCGAGCAUGACAAGAUACAAGUUCUUCUUAGAUUUUCGGAAGAUAGAUCAGAAGGAAGCGUUGGUUCAAAACAGCAACGUGGAAGAAGAAAUGAGACGAACAGAGUUAAAACUGAAGAACUUGGGAACACGUCCUAGCAGUGAUCAGGAUGGGCCUCCGGAAGAUCCGUUUUUGUUCCUGCACCAGUUGGAAUCAACGCUGGGCGAAAUACAUUUCCAGGGAUAUCAGAAGACAUUUGACGGGACAGUAAUGCAUGCAAAUGUCCAGAAAGUCCCACUUCAAAUUCCUGAAAACCUGUCCAUUGAGGUUACACUGAAGGAGAACAAAGCGGUCCCUAAAUUCAAAGUUAACUUGCCCAGAAAAGUGUUUGAGAAAACCAGAGACGGCUUCACAAAUGGGGAGAUGAAGGUCGUGGUGUUGUCGGCCACAAGUGAGACCCUCUUUCAGGAUAAAGAUUCUAGUUCACUCCUUGGUGGAAAUGUGGUUGGCAUCUCAGUGGGCAACAUGCCUGUCCAUGGGUUGCCCAAAGAAGAACGGAUUUCUAUCACCUUUUGGUACCACCAUCUUCAGAGGAAUUUGACUCCCACAUGCGUGUUCUGGGAUGCAGGCUCCAAGGCCAGCCACCUGGGCAAGUGGAACACAUCAGGGUGUGAAGUGGAGAAAGGAGAACAUCAAAUAACCUGCCUCUGUGACCAUCUCACCUUCUUUGCGGUGCUCAUGGUGUCAUCUCCAGACAUAGACCACAUCCACUAUGAGUACCUGACGAUUGUGACUUACAUCGGCUGCAUCAUUUCAGCUCUAGCUUCGUUCUUCACCAUCUUCUUUUUCCUUUGUUCAAAGAAGAAGCAGAGAGACCACAUUGUCUAUGUCCAUAUGAAUCUCCUCUGGGCCAUCUUUCUCCUGGACAUGAGCUUCCUCAUCGCGGUGCCCCUGGCUCCUACUGGAGGGGACACAGCUUGCAAAACUGGUGGGAUGUUCCUGCACUUUGCCAUGCUUGCGUGCUUCACUUGGAUGGCCAUUGAGGGCUACAGUCUCUACCGGCUGGUGGUCGAAGUCUUCAACUCCUAUGUCAAACAUUUGGUCCUCAAGUUCUGCGUGGUGGGCUGGGGUCUUCCCUUGUUCAUCGUGUGUCUCAUUUUCAUGAUUGAUCGAUCGCACUACGGCCCUUCCUCUUUUAAGAUCUACCAGGCUGCGGGUGAAUACACCAAUUCAACCAUCUGUUGGAUUACCAAAAAAGAGAUCAACAAUUUCCUCAAUUUGGGCUAUUUAAGCCUGGUGCUCUUCUUCAACACCAUCAUGCUGGGCACCAUGGUGUAUGAGAUUCUCAGGCUGAGACACCGAGAGCAUCAAUGGGGAUAUGCAGUGAUGCUCCUGGGCCUGAGCUGCGUCCUGGGCAUCCCUUGGGGGCUGGUGUUCUUUGCGUUCGCUUCCGGGACCUUUAAGUUGGUGGCUGUCUAUCUUUUCACCAUCAUCAACUCUCUCCAAGGCUUCUUCAUCUUCCUUUGGUACUUGGCCAAAGUGCUGCAGUCUCGCAGGUCGAAAUCCCUGCAGUGCUCGACUUCCAACAGCUUGAAGCUCCAAUCCAGCAGCACCGACAUCUGACCUUCUCCUGGCCGGGAGGACUUUGGGUGUGAAACGUCCAUGGGAGGAUCUUCUUGGAAACUCAGCCAAACAAUUCUUGGGUGGACUUGGGUGACUUUGUACUUCUGGGUAGCUUAGAGACCACACUGAUCUGUUUUCCUUCAAUAUGUGUAUGACUCUUUUUUUUCUAAUGUAAAUAUUACUAUUUUUUAAAUUCCUCUGGUGUAAAAAGUUUAUGAGAGUACAUGGAAAUUUAAACUAUGUAUAUUAAAGACAAAUUUUAUUCAUCCGGAUGUGAUUACAUCUGGAUAAAUAUAGUUCAAAAUA